AAAAAAACAAAACAAAAAAAAAGAAGUUUAUUAUAUAAAAGAAAAUAGCCCUAGGGUUUGUGAACUCCUUCUUCACUCUCAUUUUCUGCGCCUCUGUGUGAAACCCUUCUCCUUCCCACAACUGAUUUCAUGGCUCCAAAGAAGGAUAAGGCUCCCCCACCUUCCUCCAAGCCCGCCAAAUCUGGCGGUGGCAAGCAGAAGAAGAAGAAGUGGAGCAAGGGAAAGCAAAAGGAGAAGGUCAACAACAUGGUGUUGUUUGAUCAGGGCACCUAUGACAAGCUUCUCUCUGAAGCGCCCAAAUUCAAACUCAUCACUCCUUCCAUUCUCUCUGAUCGUUUGAGGGUUAAUGGAUCACUUGCAAGGAGGGCUAUAAGAGAACUGAUGGCUAGAGGUUCAAUCAGGAUGGUUUCUGCCCACGCAAGCCAGCAGAUUUACACCAGGGCUACAAACACUUAGGUGUAGUGCUAUAUUGUCUUGCGGAGUAUUUGUAGGAUUAGUGAAGGAUUGUUCUUUUUAACUUUGAGAUGCACCUUAUGCUGGCUUCUAUCCUUCUAGACUGUUGCUGAAUCCAUGGGUUCACAUUAUUUUUGUAUCCUUGAUAUUUUUAUUUGGCAUCAAGCUUGUAUUACUUUGGAUUU
Molecule: messenger RNA, 638 nt
Organism: Lotus japonicus
Lineage: Eukaryota; Viridiplantae; Streptophyta; Magnoliopsida; Fabales; Fabaceae
Product: 40S ribosomal protein S25-2
Exons: 4
Coding region: 130-456 (108 amino acids)
Cellular component (GO): cytosolic small ribosomal subunit
Molecular function (GO): structural constituent of ribosome
Source: RefSeq, a predicted model, not a curated record